AUGUCAUACUUUGUAUGCUUUAAUUUGAGUAACCAACAGGACUAUUGUGUCUUAUGGACUAUUGUGUCUCAUGGACUAUUGUGUCUCAUGGACUAUUGUGUCUUAUGGACUAUGGACUAUUGUGUCUCAUGGACUAUUGUGUCUCAUGGACUAUCGUGUCUCAUGGACUAUCGUGUCUCAUGGACUAUCGUGUCUUAUGGACUAUUGUGUCUCAUGGACUAUUGUAUCUCAUGGACUAUGGACUAUUGUGUCUGGUGGACUAUUGUGUCUCAUGGACUAUGGACUAUUGUGUCUUGUGGACUAUUGUGUCUCAUGGACUAUUGUGUCUUAUGGACUAUUGUGUCUUAUGGACUAUUGUGUCUCAUGGACUAUUGUGUCUCAUGGACUAUGGACUAUUGUGUCUCAUGGACUAUUGUGUCUCAUGGACUAUGGACUAUUGUGUCUUGUGGACUAUUGUGUCUCAUGGACUAUUGUGUCUUAUGGACUAUUGUGUCUUAUGGACUAUUGAGUCUUAUGGACUAUUGUGUCUCAUGGACUAUUGUGUCUUAUGGACUAUUGUGUCUCUGGACUAUUGUGUCUCAUGGACUAUUGUGUCUCAUGGACUAUUGUGUCUUAUGGACUAUGGACUAUUGUGUCUUAUGGACUAUUGUGUCUCAUGGACUAUUGUGUCUUAUGGACUAUUGUGUCUCAUGGACUAUUGUGUCUCAUGGACUAUUGUGUCUCAUGGACUAUUGUGUCUUAUGGACUGUUGUGUCUCAUGGACUAUUGUGUCUCAUGGACUAUUGUGUCUCAUGGACUAUUGUGUCUCAUGGACUAUUGUGUCUUAUAGACUAUGGACUAUUGUGUCUCAUGAAAGUGUUUUAA
Messenger RNA from Pecten maximus, 864 nucleotides. RefSeq lists its product as uncharacterized. Bases 1 to 864 code for a protein of 287 amino acids. The record is from RefSeq and is a predicted model, not a curated record. The transcript has a single exon. NCBI's taxonomy places the organism in Eukaryota, Metazoa, Mollusca, Bivalvia, Pectinida, Pectinidae.